Neurospora hispaniola is the source of this 1731-nucleotide messenger RNA. RefSeq lists its product as uncharacterized. NCBI's taxonomy places the organism in Eukaryota, Fungi, Ascomycota, Sordariomycetes, Sordariales, Sordariaceae. The coding region runs from base 270 to 1490 and encodes 406 amino acids. Gene Ontology annotation, molecular function: chromatin DNA binding; protein heterodimerization activity. The record is from RefSeq and is a predicted model, not a curated record. The transcript has 3 exons. Gene Ontology annotation, cellular component: epsilon DNA polymerase complex; CHRAC. Gene Ontology annotation, biological process: leading strand elongation; heterochromatin formation; DNA damage response.
GGGUGACGCGCCGCAAUUUUCUCCAUCCCAUCCCAUCCAAUGCUCCUCCCCCAUGCCCCCAGUCGCAGUUGAAGUCAUUCUUGGAAAUCGCAAAGUAUUGUUGCACUCCCAACGUCCACUGGGACUUCAGCACAUUUAACCCCUCUACCCAGUUUCUUCGUAAGAUAACCACUACAAGAAUCCACAACUACCGUCAUUGUGAACAGCUCGUCCCGAAUUUCACCAUCGACGUACCCCUCCAUUAAACAAUUUCAAACUACCAAGUCACAAUGCCACCGAAAAAGACCGACGGUACUCGGCGCAGCGACGUCUCUGUAGCACGCUUCGUCAUAGCCGACGAAGACACGACAAUGGCCACAGGCGAACCAGCUCUCUCUGCCAACCCAGCCUCCGCCCUCGCCGCGGCCGCCAUCGAGCGGGAUGAACGUCUUCCACCUAUACCCACAACCUCCGAGAAGCAGUCUACCCCAGCACCUUCGACAUCGGCGUCGGCGGCGGCCGCUGCCGGCCGCGCCUCGUCAACCACGGGAUCAGCAGCAGCAGGAGGAGGAGGACCAACAUCACCAUCAGAGUCUAAGCGGGGAGGAGGAGGAGGAGGGGCAUCAGAGAAGGAUAAGGAACGGGAAAGGGAAAGGGAAAGGGAAAAGGAGCGCGAUGCCAUCACAAUUGAAGAUCUCACGCUUCCGAAAUCGAUCAUCACCCGUCUUGCCAAGGGGGUGUUGCCUUCGAAUACGCAGAUACAGGCAAAUGCGAUUCUGGCUAUGACCAAGAGCGCGACAGUGUUUAUCAGCCAUCUGGCCAAUGCUGCAAACGAACAUACCGUCUCAUCAGGAAAGAAAACCAUCAUGCCAGCGGACGUGUUCAAGGCUCUAGACGAGAUUGAGUACGGGUUCAUGCGGGAGAAGUUGGAGGCCGAGUUUGCGAAAUUCAACGAAAUCCAAACUUCCAAACGAUCAGUCUACCGCAAAAAAGUAGCCGCAGCCAAAAAGGCCGGAGGUGGCGGUUCCGUUUCCGGUUCCGGUGUCGGUGGUCCUGGCAGCGCAGCCGGCGGCGGUGACGGCGGCGGCAACGAACCAGGAGGCGGCGAAUCACACGAGCGAGCUGUUGGCGACGGCGACGACGACAGCGGUAGCAAUCAGCAAAACCGAAACCAGUCCUCCGCCGCGUCCGGCGUAGCAACAGCGACGACGACAUCGACAACAGACAGAGAAGCUGGACCUAGGUCAGCCAAGAAGGCCAAGGUGGAUACGUCAUCAUCAAAGAUGGAAGUAGACGGAGAAGAACAAGACCAAGAUCCGUCGGAUGCGGAGACGGUUCCGGAUGAAGAGGUUGAGGAGGAUGAGGAAGAGGAAGAGGCGGAAGAGGACGAGGAUGAGGAGGAAGAUGAGGAGGACGAGGAUGGGCAACAAGGAGAAGGAGAGGAAGAGGAUGACGAGGAGAGGGCGGGACCGCCGGAUGAGGACGAGGCGCUUGAUGAUGAUAGUGAUUAGUCAUAAUCAGUUGGUCGGUCCUGGGAGACGAGUAGUGAGCUUGGGGAGGAAAAUUGGGGAUGGGGGAGCCCUGAUGAGGUUUUGCACUACGGCUAGAAAAGGAAAAGAAAAGGGAGAGCGGUGGGCUGGAGAGUAGAGGAAGAUACCCUGAGCCCCAUCAUCCGUAUACAGACGGAUGCUUACUAGAACGUCAUGGAGCUUAAAAAUGAAGAUGCCAUGAUACAAGGUGUUUGAUAUUCAU